UUCAGUCUACAAUGCUAUAGCGCCUUAGUUUUGUAUUAUUAAUCAUUUACUCUCUAAUCUGUACUGUCAGACUAAAAAAUAGAUUUUUUGACCAUGGUACUUUUUCCAGACCACUCCAUACCAAACAUGUAUCUACUGCUUGUGCUUGCUCUUCUGAGUUCCACCGUACAGGGGCGAUUCUCUGACCGGAUCCUCGGAGGAAAAGAUUGUCCAGUUCACUCCCAGCCAUGGCAAGCGUCAAUACUUUAUUUUGACCAACAUGUCUGUGGUGGAAUCCUAAUAGAUACAAAUUGGGUCCUUACAGCUGCACACUGCGAAUUGCCGAGUCUUCAGAUUCGUCUGGGGGACCAUAAUUUAAAUGUUUAUGAAGGAACAGAGCAGUUUACAUAUGCUGAUAAGAUAUGCCCUCAUCGUGGCUUUAGUAGAAUCACUUUUGACCAUGACAUCAUGCUUCUUAAACUACCCUCAUCAGUCAACCUUAAUGCAUAUGUCCAGCUAAUUCCUCUGGGAUGCCCAGCGCCAGAUCCUGGGACAAACUGUAUUGUGUCAGGCUGGGGAACGCUCACCAGUCCAGAAGAAACCUAUCCUGAUGUACUUCAGUGUGUGAAUGUAACAACUGUUUCAGGAUCUCAGUGCCAAGAAUCAUAUCCAUCUGACAAUAUAACUGAUAAUAUGUUGUGUGCUGGAGUCAUGGAAGGGGGGAAAGAUACUUGCCAGGGAGACUCCGGAGGACCUUUGGUUUGUGGCUCUGAGCUUCAUGGAAUCACAUCCUGGGGAAAUACUCCAUGUGGGGAACCCAAUAAACCAGGAAUAUAUACUAAAGUCUGCAAUUACCUGAGCUGGAUCCAAGAAACUAUUAGCACAGGAGAUUGUGUGCAAUAAUACUACAAAUCUUCCCUGCAAAUGCCAAGAUCAGCAAUAAUGGGAUAGCUUCAGUUGUAACAGUAGAGGGAAAUUAUUCUGAUUAUAAAUACAAUGUUAUUGAUAUAGGGAAAACUGUGCAACAUAAAUGCAAUACCCAGAUGAUCUCUGUCACAUGCAUCAUUAAAGACUUAAAAAUGAGAAGUAGCCCAAAAAAAUACUUAUUUUCAAACGUGUAUAACAAUUUUAGAGUCAAUUAUGUUUAGAAUGUUGCAAAUGUACACUAACCAUAAUCAAAAAUGAACUGAAUGCAAUGCUCAGAUUCUUUCUGAUGUUUCUUGUCUGACUAAUUAUUUCUUAAUACAAAUAAAAUAUAUUUAAUUUUCUAAA
Molecule: messenger RNA, 1251 nt
Organism: Bombina bombina (fire-bellied toad)
Lineage: Eukaryota; Metazoa; Chordata; Amphibia; Anura; Bombinatoridae
Product: trypsin
Exons: 5
Coding region: 94-882 (262 amino acids)
Biological process (GO): smooth muscle cell migration; plasminogen activation
Molecular function (GO): serine-type endopeptidase activity
Source: RefSeq, a predicted model, not a curated record